CUUGGUAAUCACUACGAUUAAAAUCGAAUGCGGUCGGUCUAAUUGCGCGCCUCACUUGCGCGCCAUGUGCCCGUUUCAUCUUCAUGCUGCAUCAAUUGCGAUUAAUUGACCGAUGAUGACAAUCAGAAGCUGUGACUAACCAGCUGAUGCCAAUCAAAAGAGCGGCCUCGUUUGAUCCCUCACGCCAUGGCUGCUGUCAAUCGCCAUGCAUUGCACCAAGGACAGGACGAAAGUGGGGCGCGAUAAUAAAAGUGGGGCCUGGGGGGAUGCUUUGGUGCACUUCGGCGUUAAUAUGAUAACCUGUAUCACGUAUGCAAUCGUUGUGUUGGCGUGUGUGGCUCUUUUGCUGGUGGUGAGGAGGGUGAGGCGGCAGAAGCUGCGCAUGGUGCGGCAGCAGGAGGUGUGGCAUCCAUGUUGGUAUGUCGCCUGGUAUCUUCUUGUAUGUCACUUUUGCUCUCAUCUCUCACCUCAUCAGAAGCGCGAACACUAGUGAUUAUUCCCUGUCAAAGUGCCCCGUCGCGUCGCAAAGUGGACCAAUUUGUAGGACCAGUCUCGGUGUUCGGCCCGCGCUCCGCUCCGGGACGGCCGUAAACCGAGUGUGGAUGUUCACUGAGACAUGGAGUGUUUCGGGCGCAGCUGAGGGGCGCAGAAAGAGAGAGGAUGGCCGGUUCGAGACGCACUUGCGUCCUGCUAGACCUCACGAUUGAACUCGUGCGAGGACUGACGAACGGUCGAUGAUGAAGUU
Dissoconium aciculare CBS 342.82 is the source of this 745-nucleotide messenger RNA. RefSeq lists its product as uncharacterized. The record is from RefSeq and is a predicted model, not a curated record. Lineage: Eukaryota; Fungi; Ascomycota; Dothideomycetes; Mycosphaerellales; Dissoconiaceae. The transcript has a single exon. Bases 420 to 707 code for a protein of 95 amino acids.